AGUAUAUCUUAACCUUUGCAAGUUCCAACAGUAUUUCCACUGAAAUAAAUGGGCUGCAGAGUGCAGUCAAUUCAUUUUAUGUGACCUCUCUCGAUGAUGGCAAAAGAAACUGGGCCGGACGUAGCAGAGGAUACAUGUGCUCGUUUGUCAGAAACACGAGGAAAUUUAGGACCGACUAUUCAUCAAGUUAUUGAAUGUAGACCACCCGAAUGGAUCCCCUUCAUAGCAGUCGGGUUGGCAGGUUUACUGAUAAUUGUGAUAUUGACAAUAAAAGGUUGCCGGCAGUUUUUUAGCGUCCUCUGGUCCCACCCCACCAUUGUAAGCAAGACAAGGGGUGUCUUUCUCUACUACCUUCUGUACGGACUCGUUAACUUUCUCAAGAUACUAAAUCCGAAUUCGCUGGAGGUGUAUGAUAUUGUAGGGACCAUACUUGAAGGGCUACUCGUAUAUUUCGUAUACAGUCUCCUCUGGGAUUAUGCUGGCGGUUACGUGAAUGUGUUACCCAGUGUUCUGGGAAGGCAGAUAACCAUUAAUGGACGCCCUAUGUGCUGUCUCAAAUGUACUCGUAAAGUUACUCUCAAUUUUAUUUGGAUCUACGAAUGGUUAGUGAUGCAAUACCCUAUUGUUCAGCUUUUACUAGGUGUUAUAGAAACGAGCAGCUUUUUUGAUGGGCAUCAAGGAAUAAGUAAAAAGGUCAUUCGAGGAUUGAGAGCCUUGUCCAUGUUCGCGGCACUUUACGGGAUUGGAGUGGUGCAGAAGCUGUGGAAAGGACAGAAAGGACUAGAUCCAAAGAUCCGCAAGAAAAUUGCUCUUUUAAAACUAACCAUUAUUCUGGCUAGAGUGCAGGGAUUCAUUUUUACAAUAACGGGGUUUUCCGUGGAACACAUCGGUGCGAUGACGGGGUCCUACAGGGCGGCUACCUGGAAUAGUUUUAUAAAACUAGUGGAGUGUGUCUUCUUCUCCUUCUUCGCUAACCGACUAUACACUCUAGAAGAUAUUACAGCUAGGGAGGAGGAGCAACAACUGUCCUCUGGCAUUUCAGUUGACAAGGAAGAUGAUGUUGAGGAUAGUAAUGAUGACGUCAUCAAAUGUACAGAUAAUCGGAUAGGUGGUGGGAUGAACGGUGAAGCAGAUUUGGCCUUAGAUAUGAGCUAUGAUGUUACAGACGUUCAGUACAAAGAUGAAAAGGAAACGCUUAUCUCAGAUUUAACAAAAAGUGGGUAAAAAUGAAAGAAAAUGCUUACCAGCGAUCAGAUUACGUUCUUUGUAGAACUCCAUGGAAGAAUUUCAAGAGCUGCUGGACACUGGACAGUCACUGACCGUCAGUGGUCUACAUUCUAUCCUGCCAUUCGAGCAUGUAUAACAUGUAUAACAUGUAUAACAUGUAUAAGAUGUGUUCAUUUUAGUCGCUAAUAAUGAUAUUAUUCAUAUUGAAGGAUUUAUAAGUGGUAUGUUUACUUUUUAAUUUUUAGUCGCAUUCUAAAAGUUUCGUGUGUUAAUAACCGUGUUGGUGAUUGCUGGGCGAAAUAAUAUAUUUUAUUCUGUAAUACAAGUACGUACUGAGCAAUGAGAAUCAAUAUAUUUGUAAAAAAUCAAAUUUAAUUCUAAUAUCUGAGUAUAAACUGAAUAAUGAACAU
Messenger RNA from Bolinopsis microptera, 1637 nucleotides. RefSeq lists its product as uncharacterized. Gene Ontology annotation, molecular function: transporter activity. The transcript is spliced from 7 exons. Gene Ontology annotation, cellular component: membrane. Gene Ontology annotation, biological process: transport. The coding region runs from base 94 to 1224 and encodes 376 amino acids. The record is from RefSeq and is a predicted model, not a curated record. NCBI's taxonomy places the organism in Eukaryota, Metazoa, Ctenophora, Tentaculata, Lobata, Bolinopsidae.